AUGGGGCUUCGUGAUGAUGAUGAUGAUGAUGACAAGAAGCACCGUGCAAUUAAGACCAAUCAGGACCUGCUUCCAGAGACGCCCUGGACAAACAUCUUCUACGAUGAUUUCUGGGGCACCUUACUCACACACAGCGGCAGCCAUAAGUCUUACCGACCCCUGUGCACCCUCUCCUUCCGCCUUAAUCACGCUGUGGGUGGGCUGGAGCCUUGGGGUUACCACCUGGUUAACGUGGUCCUCCACGGGGCCGUGACAGGCCUGUUUACCUCACUCGCUCGCCUGCUGCUCGGAGGAGGACUGUGGAGCCUACUGGCUGGCUUGCUCUUCGCCUCUCACCCAAUUCACACCGAGGCAGUGGCGGGUGUAGUCGGCCGAGCCGAUGAAGGCGCCGCCCUUUUCUUCUUGCUGUCCCUGCUGUGUUACAUACGUCACUGUAGGCUGCGGGGGCGUGCCGGGUCCUGGCGGCUCGUGGCGUGGUUCCUCGGUAGCUUGGGUUGCGCCGCCUGCAGCAUGCUCUGGAAGGAGCUCGGAGUAACCGUUCUGGCUGUAUCGGCGCUGUAUGACGUCUGCGUUUUCCACAGGCUCAAACUGCGACAGAUCGUUGUGCUCCUUUACAAGAGAAAGAACGCCCACCUGCUGCUGAACGUGUUUCUGCUGGCAGCGUGGGGAUUCUUCCUAUUGGCCUGUCGCUUCUACUGGAUGGGCAACAAGCCUCCAAACUUCUCCAACUCUGACAACCCAGCGGCUGACUCGCCCUCGCUCAUCACCAGGACCCUGACCUUCUUCUACCUUCCUGCUGUUAACUUCUGGCUCCUCCUCUGCCCAGACACGCUAAGUUUCGAUUGGUCGAUGGACGCCGUGCCUCUGAUCAGGAGCCUUGCUGACUGGAGGAACUUUCAUACAGUUGUCUUCUAUUCUGGUCUGUUGUUGCUAGCUUGGUUCGGCUUGUGGACACAUCGCACCUUUCCUUUUGUGACCCCGUGUGACCCGUCAGCAUGGGGCAACCUUGGAAAUGUCUUGAAGAGCCAGGGAAAGAUGGAGGGGGCGGAGCAGGCGUACAGAAAUGCCCUCUAUUACCGCAGCAACAUGGCUGACAUGCUCUAUAACCUUGGUUUGCUGCUACAGGAGAGCAACAAGUUCUCAGAGGCACUUCACUACUAUAAGCUGGCCAUUGGGAGCCGGCCAACUCUGGCUUCAGCCUACUUGAACACAGGCAUAAUCCUGAUGAAUCAGGGUCGCCUAGAUGAGGCCAAACGCACUUUCCUGACCUGUGCUGAUAUCCCAGAUGAGAAUUUGAAGGACCCUCACGCCCACAAGAGCUCAGUCACAAGCUGCCUGUACAACCUGGGCAAGCUGCUCCACGAACAGGGACACCAGGAGGUAAUGACAGGAGAGGCCUACAUCAGACUGAAUAAGCUGACUGAGGCGGAGUUUUGGUACAGAGAAUCGCUGCGAGCCAAGCCAGACCACAUCCCUGCACAUCUCACUUAUGGGAAACUUCUCGCCAUGACGGGGCAGAAAACAGAAGCGGAGAGGUACUUCCUCAAGGCCAUCCAACUCGAUCCCACAAAAGGCAACUGCUACAUGCAUUAUGGUCAGUUUUUGUUGGAAGAGUCACGGCUGCUUGAAGCAGCAGAGAUGGCAAAGACAGCUGCACGCCUUGACAGUGGGGAAUUCGAUGUGGUCUUCAAUGCAGCCCACAUGCUCAGACAAGCCAGCCUAAAUGAGGCAGCGGAGAAGUAUUACGGACAAGCAGCGAGCCUGAGACCCAACUACCCUGCAGCUUUGAUGAAUCUCGGGGCAAUCCUCCACCUCAAUGGGAAGCUGCAAGAAGCUGAAGCCAAUUACCUCCGAGCACUUCAACUAAAACCAGAUGAUGCCAUCACCCAGUCCAAUUUGCGUAAGCUGUGGAACAUCAUGGAGAAACAGGGCUUGAGGACCACGAGCCCCUGAGCUCAAGAGAUCCCGCCUACUCGCCAUCUGCACACCAGACCUGGGGAAAGGACAGCCUACACGCUCCUCGUUUGCUCCUGUCAUCCAGAAAAGAUGGAAGAGACUCAGGGAGAACGUUUGCUCAAAGAGGCCGUGACUGUACCACACAGCUCUCCUAGUGACUCCUGAGCUUCGCAUACACCUCAGGCCGGCAGCUUUCCUCACAAUCACUGCUCACAGUUUGGCAGACGUUAUGUGGUAUUUGGACUUUUAAGUACUUUUUUCAAAAUUAAGGCUUUUUUUCCUUUAUAACUAAAGCACUUGAAGUAGGGCUGCCACGAUUAGUCGAC
Messenger RNA from Neolamprologus brichardi, 2282 nucleotides. The record is from RefSeq and is a predicted model, not a curated record. Lineage: Eukaryota; Metazoa; Chordata; Actinopteri; Cichliformes; Cichlidae.